Molecule: messenger RNA, 486 nt
Organism: Naegleria gruberi
Lineage: Eukaryota; Heterolobosea; Eutetramitea; Acrasida; Naegleriidae
Exons: 1
Coding region: 1-486 (161 amino acids)
Source: RefSeq, a predicted model, not a curated record
AUGUCAGUAUAUGUUGAUGAGGAUAGACUGGAUCAAGGAACAAUUUCAUCCCAAGCUACUGUUAAUGUCGCAAACAAUAUUGAGAUCGAUAAUAAGAUUGUUUCAUAUCAAGAAAAACGAGACACAAUAAUUUCAAAGAUAUUGUUCGCUCUCGGAUUCUUCUUGCCUGCUAUUUGGCUGAUUAGUUUGGUAUGGGCUAGAAAAACUAAAUAUAGAGAAGUAUAUAGAUGGAGAAGAUAUUCUAUCAUUGCAUUUUCAUUGUUGGUGAUAGUUCUCUUUUGUGUUGGUUGGAUUGCUAUCAUUGUAUUCUCCUUAAUUCCAUAUCCUGACCCAAGUAAAUUUAAUGAUGUAAUGGUUAAGUCAAUGUACUUAUAUCCUGGGGAAUUGAUAGCAAUAAUUUGGGGAUUUUUAAUUCUUGGGGUGGUUAGUUAUGAGUUUAUUAAGGAAAUGUAUUGGAAAAUUAAGAAACUCAAACAAAGAAAAUAA